Molecule: messenger RNA, 885 nt
Organism: Orbilia oligospora ATCC 24927
Lineage: Eukaryota; Fungi; Ascomycota; Orbiliomycetes; Orbiliales; Orbiliaceae
Exons: 4
Coding region: 1-885 (294 amino acids)
Biological process (GO): U6 snRNA 3'-end processing
Cellular component (GO): nucleus
Molecular function (GO): 3'-5'-RNA exonuclease activity
Source: RefSeq, a predicted model, not a curated record
AUGGCACAUGAAAGGAAGCCAUCCCUUGGUUUAGUAGAUUAUUCCGAUUCCGACGAUGAUGAUUCCAAAGCUGGCCCCUCUCAAUCGCAGCCACCUUCCAGCGCGAGCUUACCUCCCCUGCCGUCUAAAUUCUAUGACCUCUAUACUGCAGCUCCGAGAUUGACCAAGGAAGACGACCCGUCAGCUCAUGGCGGCCGUCAUCGUGCCAUUCCUCAUGUCGAAGGGAACUGGCCGACACACCUGUACUUUGAGUGGCACCUAACCACCCUAGAACUCGGAAAGGUUGGUCGUCUGCUCCAGGUAGCAGCAGAAGCAAUUGGGAACUAUGAAAAAUUCCAUCACACUGAAGAGUUCAAGUUGGAAUCGUUUCUGUACAGCGAUUUAGGCACCCAAUUGCCGCUGCAUAUUAGCAUGUCGCGACCGAUCGUCCUUAGAACAGAGGAACGAGAUGGAUUCGUGGCGGAAUUGGAAAAGGGAGUAGAGGCAAGUGCUGUCCAGAGCUUUGAUGUCCGAUUCACAAGCUUGGAGUGGGUCCCAAACCAAGACCGCACCCGCUGGUUCUGGGUUAUGAGAGCUACAAGUCCGAUGCUUGGUCAAUGUCGACGAACAUUGUUGUCAUCACUGCUGACGACAUGCAAUCAUGUCGUGAAAAAUCACAAUCAACCGGAACUCUACCUGACAGAUAGUCGUGGAGCCACACGUGAAGGGUUUCACGUCUCCAUUGGUUGGAGCUUGACGGAACCCUCAAAAGACCUGUGCGAGGGUAUAUUGACUGCAAUUUCGAGCAAUCGAACCGAGUUAUCCGAUUUGACGAUGAAAUGCGACACCCUGAAAGUCAAAAUAGGGAACAUUGUUCAUGCGGUGGAGUUAAAAAGGGCCUUCUGA